Contarinia nasturtii (swede midge) is the source of this 1456-nucleotide messenger RNA. RefSeq names its product protein SET (gene Set). Gene Ontology annotation, biological process: nucleosome assembly. The transcript is spliced from 8 exons. The coding region runs from base 324 to 1070 and encodes 248 amino acids. NCBI's taxonomy places the organism in Eukaryota, Metazoa, Arthropoda, Insecta, Diptera, Cecidomyiidae. Gene Ontology annotation, molecular function: chromatin binding; histone binding. The record is from RefSeq and is a predicted model, not a curated record. Gene Ontology annotation, cellular component: nucleus; chromatin.
CCAACGACAGCCGAAGAAGAGAAGAAGAGAUAUAAAAAAAUAGCGGCAAAAAGUUGGCAUUUUAUUAUACACACAUUCGGUGUGCUUCACAUAAAGAAGCGACACAAUAAGAAGAAAACUACUAAAAGAAGUGUGAGAGAAACAAAGCGGCCGAACCGAGCGAAAUUGACAACGAAUAAGAAGAAGCAGAACGGUUGUCAUCUCUGUUGAAACACAUACAGCGCCGGUUGGUAUUUUCUCAUAUUCGUUGUUCGACACAUUGUGUACAGUCAUUGAAAAUUCAUAAUUUCAACGCAGUGAAUCUCAUCAAUUAACUUUUGGAAAUGGCAUCAACUACAACUAAAAAACCAAAGGAUGAAGGCUUGGCCGACGGUGAAUCCGAGUUCUUGGAACAAAUUGAUACGUGCCAAAAUGAAAUCGAUUCGUUGAAUGAAAAGGCGUCGGAAGAAAUACUGAAGGUUGAACAGAAGUACAAUAAAUUACGAAAGCCGCUAUUUGAGAAGCGCAACGACAUCAUUAAAAACAUUCCAAACUUUUGGGUCACAGCCUUCAUAAAUCACUCGCAAAUCUCGGGUUUGUUGGAAGAAGAGGAAGAGGAAUGCUUGCACUUCUUGGGCAAGGUGGAGGUGGAAGAAUUUGAAGACAUCAAAUCGGGUUAUCGCAUCAAUUUCCAUUUCGAUGAAAAUCCAUUCUUCGAAAAUAAGCUGCUGACAAAGGAAUUUUGCUUGAGCGGCGCCUCUGGCCCAGUGUCAAAAAGCACCACAAUUGAAUGGAAAGAAGGCAAAGAUUUGCGAAAAUCAAACAAACACCAACAACAGCAAAGUAAUCGACGAAAACGACCAUUCGAAUUUAAAACGUUCUUCGAUUGGUUCAGUGAUAACAGCGAUCCAGUUAAUGAUGAAAUAGCCGAAUUGCUGAAAGAUGAUCUUUGGCCAAAUCCACUGCAGUACUAUCUUGUACCAGAUAUUGAAGUUGAACCGGAAGAAAAUAGUGGUGAAGAAUAUGGCGAAGAAGAGCAAUACGACGAUGACGAAGAAAUCGAAGAAGAAGCUGAGGAUGAGAAGAAGUAGGAUGUGCGUUUAUUUUCUAUAAAAAUCAGAAAUCGUGACCGCAUCGUUCAUCACACGCACCCAUACAUUCAAUUGAAUCCAGCAAAACCACAAAAUUCUUUUUAGAAAAUAAACGAAGAAAAAACCAACAGUAUCACACUAUAUUAAGCAGACGACUACUGAUUAGAUUUAUUUAAGAAAAUUGACUUUUUAAAGUAUUUCAACUGUAUCUAAAUACAACAAACUAAAAUUAUCCAAAUCUUCAUGGGUCGUUCAGUCUAUUUAGGACUUAAAAAAAAAUCAAGUAUCAACAAAAAUCGAAUUUUAACACAUGAAUCAGUAGUUUGAUGUAAACACACACAUACACACAAACAAAAAUCUAAUAAAUUUCAUAAUAAGUUUUCAAA